ACGUUCAGUCAACCGUUCUGGCUAGCCGUUUUAUAGUAUUUCUUUAUUUAUUGACCAAACAAAUAAAGUUUCACAGUGAACUGUAUAAGAAGUUGUGUGUAGAUGUUUACUAAUUUAUGAGGUACCAUGUUUAUUCACUUUAGUGUGGGCUACGAUUCAUGAUAAUGACUUGGUAACGAGCGUUAAGUUUUACGUCAAAUUAACCUAUGACUCAAUACCGAGAAUAAACAAUGGAAACUCGGUGCGUCGGGUGGCUAUGUAUACUAGUGGUCGUGUUGUGCUUGCGCGUCGGCGUGGGCGACCGCGGCGACUACAUCGGCUGCUACAGGCUGAAGGUGGACGACAUCCUCAACACGCACACCGGGCAGUCCGUGGACGUGUGCCUGUCGGCCUGCGAGCAGGUCUACUUCAAGUACGCGCUCAUCGGCAACGAGUCCACGUGCUACUGCAGCAACUCCCCCGGCACCUAUAAACUCCCGUUAGAUACCUGUGACUCGCCGUGCCCUAAAAACGAGACUCAGAAAUGCGGGGGUGUUAAUGCUGCGAGCGUGUACGAUACCGAGGUGGUCGCGCCCGGCCCGCCGGAGCCCGUCAACGUCACCAGGGUCACCGAGACCACUGUUAGAAUAACUUGGAAACAGCCUGACGCCCAUUCUGAUAUUACAGGGUAUGUUAUAAAAGCUGAUGUUGUGACAACUUAUGCUGAGAAUCCUUCCAGCUCUCCAGAAUGGAGGGUACCGAACAAUACAUUCAGUUUGGAACUACCUAACUUAUAUCCCGGCUCGAGCUACAUUAUCAGCGUAGCAGGAGCGAAUGAUGAUGAUGAGGGCCCUCCAGCUACAACUAGAGCAGAAACUAUAAUUGGAACACCAGAUCCUAGUCCCCCUGAUAUAAUAGUUAAAGAAAGACGAGGUGACCAAAUGUUGGUGCAUAUUCCUGAAGCUAAAAAUGUAAACGGGCCAGUCUCCAUGUACAGAGUGGUGGUGUCUAUUGAACUAUACCAGCAAGGGUUCCUUGUUGAUAACCUCGGCAACUACUCCUAUGCCCAGAGCAUGGACCUCCCUUACUACAUCACGGCGGAGUUAGACCCUGAUGAUAUUAAAGCUGAUUUUGUGAUAGGAGAUGGACAUACUUACAAUGGCUUUCAGAAUGUCCCAUUGCUAUUGGUCAAUGAUAUUGAUGUGUCUCUCGGCAUAGUAAGUGAGAAAAAUCAUGUCAGAAAAAUUAGGUAUGCUGAAUCUACCAAGAAAAUAAUAUUGAACAUAAAUGAGCCAGAAGAUAUCAACCCGAUGGUGGUGGCCUUAGGGGCCGGUAUUGCUAUCGGCGUAGUCCUCUUGCUAAUCGGAGUAGGUAUGAUCAUAGUUUUAAGAAAAAGAAUUCAUUUGGUUCGAAUGCAGAGAGGUUCACAGUCAAUGCCGCUUAGUCUCAGUGAGCCUUGUAUUGAAAUAGAAAACUCUGGCUUUUUACAAGAAGAGGUUGAGAAAAUAGACUACUAUGGAAACUUAAAAAGAAAAUUAUGGAACAUACCAAGGAAUCUCAUUGAUAUAGAUAUUUCUUGUGUUGUUGGUUUGGGGAGCUAUGGGAAGUUCACAAAGGCUAAAGUCCAACAGCAUGGAGGACAGACUUCAGGGCUGGUGCAGGUCAUCAGCGACAGGGAGAUGGAGAAGCCUGACAAGAAGCUUAUGCUACAGGAGCUGGACCUGCUGAUCAAGACUAGUGAACAUGAAAAUGUAAUCUCCCUUAUUGGCAUCAGUGAAACUAACACCACAUUGUUUGUUGUCCUCCAAGGCAGUAAAUACACUUUGAAGGAGAUGCUUUUACAAAGCAGACAGAGGGAUUUGCAGAACAAUAAAUUCUGCGUCAUCACUGAGAAUAAACUGCUUCAGCUUUGUGCUGAUAUUGCAGCAGGGAUGGAGUACCUCCACAGCAAGUUGGUGACACACAAACGACUAAGCUGUCGCAAUAUUGUUAUCGGCGAAUCCGGAGCCGCGAAAGUGUCUGGCUUUGGUUUAUCGCACAUCAGGCCGCUACAUGAAACGCCAGACUACACUCGAUGGACAGCAUGCGAGAUGUUACGACAGACGAGAUUUAACCCUAAAGCAGAUGUGUGGUCGUUUGGGUGCCUUAUGUGGGAAGCACUAACGUUAGGCGCGACGCCGUACGCAAGCACGCCGAACAAAGAUGUGGCUCCUCGAGUGUUGCGCGGCAUGCGCGCGAGCCAGCCGUCAUACGUCGGCGACGAACUGUUCCACCUGUGCCUGCAGUGCUGGCAGGUGGACCCGGACGAGCGGCCCACCUUCUCGACGUUGCUUGACGAGCUCCUGCCGCUCUCGGAGGCCGCCGGAACUCGUAGUCUCAGCUUCACACACUAUAACGGAUUCGAAUACGAACCUCAUGUGCCACAGUACGAAAUCGCAUAGAAUUUCAGCAGUAAUCCAACAACGCUCACCAGUGAACCAGUUUACGUCUGAUCUCUGAUUACGAAUAGUUGUUACGAAUCUCGAGGUCAAAGUAUACUAGAAAUAGUAGAUAUGAUAUGUAUGCUAUGCAUUAGGUAGCUGUUGUGACUUAAGAAUCUCAUCAGAUUCUCAAAUUGUAGGACAAUAUUUAUAAGUAGGCAACUUUGUAUCCAAAGAUUUAAGACAGCUUUAGGCAGUUAGCUUCUUCACUAUUAUCUAUUAUUUGUGUAAUGAAAGUGACCUUAUCUUAUUUACUGAGUAAUUUGGGAGGAACAGUAUGGCAGCUGUAUUCUUACAUGACAUGAGAAUCUAUUUUUGUUACCUUUAAGCUUAGAUUAAGCAACUCAUUAACCACAAUAUGGAAAAACCUUACAUUAUAGUUAAGUACCUUCUAGGCGCAAAAAAGAAUACAUAUUUAUGAUAAUGAUAAUCAUUACUAUCUUGCAGGAAGUCUUCUUUUUGAUGAGGAUAAAAUAUCACACGAUAAAUCGUGUUGUGUGUGUGAUGGAACCACAAGAAUAUCGUGUAAAUUCAAUAACAUACUUAAUUUUGCUCUCAAUUGGUUUAUUAAGAUUAACAUGUGAAGUGUACACUCAUAUAAUGGCCUAUAAUUGUGAGUUAUGCAUAUGUAUUUAGUUUUAACAGAAUGCGAUAAUUUAGAUGUUUAGGAAAUAGGUUUACAAAAGUUUUGGCAACAAUAUUUGACAAUAUUUUCGUACAAAUAUUUUACUGAUAUUUUAGUCUCCUCUCAAUAGAGGUUCUUACGUCUAUAUCCUUUUUAAGGACAUUUUCUGCUGCGAAGGAUAGAAAAAGGAAUAUGUUUUUUCCCUGUCCCUCUUAGCAGAAGGAUAUAACCCCUGUAUAGUGUAGUCAGCAUCAAAUAGUGACGAUGACGGCCAAAGUGGCCAUAUAUAUCCGUACACAUCCUUAUUUCUAUAGUAACAAUAAUGUGUUACAAUAUAUAUGACCACUUUCACCUUCACUAUCUAUUUAAUACUGACUGGACAUCUGUAUUGUAUUGUAGCACGGGGGUCGGGAGAGGUUUCCGCAACUCGACGACUGGCGCCUAUUUUAUUUACGUGAAUCUAUACAUCUGUACCAUUUCUAUUGAAUUUCUUAUGUGGACACAAUUUGGCGACCAUUCAGUCAGUCAGUGUAAAAGCGAUAGAGGUCUAUUUAUAGCCAUUUUAGGCACUGGUUCGUCAAUAACCAUUGUAUUGGGUCGCGUGUCGCGUGCUACCCACGCAAUGAAUCAAACAAUAUUUAUGAAGUCGAACAUUUUUUUUU
This is a messenger RNA of Cydia splendana, 3746 nucleotides long. It is a transcript of the gene Wsck, whose product is annotated as putative inactive tyrosine-protein kinase Wsck. Gene Ontology annotation, biological process: protein phosphorylation; multicellular organism development; cell surface receptor protein tyrosine kinase signaling pathway. Gene Ontology annotation, cellular component: signaling receptor complex; plasma membrane. The record is from RefSeq and is a predicted model, not a curated record. The transcript has a single exon. Lineage: Eukaryota; Metazoa; Arthropoda; Insecta; Lepidoptera; Tortricidae. Bases 231 to 2420 code for a protein of 729 amino acids. Gene Ontology annotation, molecular function: protein binding; transmembrane receptor protein tyrosine kinase activity; ATP binding.